Carcharodon carcharias (great white shark) is the source of this 2568-nucleotide messenger RNA. RefSeq names its product basic transcription factor 3 (gene btf3). Gene Ontology annotation, cellular component: nascent polypeptide-associated complex; cytosol. The transcript is spliced from 6 exons. Lineage: Eukaryota; Metazoa; Chordata; Chondrichthyes; Lamniformes; Lamnidae. Bases 135 to 623 code for a protein of 162 amino acids. The record is from RefSeq and is a predicted model, not a curated record.
GGGUCAGGUGCUGUGUCGUCACAUCCGCACCACCCUCUUGCCGCCAUCUUGCGGGACGCCUCGUGUGACUUGAUUUUCGCAGCUCGGUAACUGGCCAGGCAGGCAGGGCCCGGACACUCAGACCCACACUCAAGAUGAAAGAAAUAAUAAUGAAUCAAGAAAAACUGGCCAAGCUGCAAGCACAAGUGCGCAUUGGUGGAAAGGGUACUGCCCGCAGAAAGAAGAAGGUUGUCCACAGAACAGCAACAGCAGAUGAUAAAAAACUCCAAUUCUCCUUAAAGAAGCUUGGUGUGAAUAAUAUUUCUGGUAUUGAAGAGGUGAACAUGUUCACAAACCAGGGAACAGUCAUCCAUUUCAAUAAUCCUAAAGUUCAGGCUUCACUUGCUGCUAAUACAUUUACGAUCACAGGACAUGCAGAGACUAAGCAGCUGACUGAGAUGUUGCCCAGUAUCCUGAAUCAACUUGGAGCAGAUAGUCUGACCAGCUUAAGGCGGCUGGCAGAGUCGCUGCCUAAACAACCUGUGGACAGCAAAGCACCACUUGCUUCUGGUGAAGAGGAUGAUGAUGAAGUUCCAGAUCUUGUUGAAAAUUUUGAUGAGGCUUCAAAGAAUGAAGCAAGUUGAACAGAAGUUGACAUCUGAAGACGCGAACUUGAAAUGGCUUUGAGAAGCUGCCCUUUGUAUUAGUUUUUUUCUUUUGUAAUCUUGCAUUUUUGUACUGUUAUGGUAUUUCAUGGUUUUGCAAUCAUAUGGUGGCAGAAUUAUCCUAUUUUUGUUUACCAUGGCAGCUCUUCUAAUGCUGAGUCGUGCAAAUGGAAUGUUUACUAACUUUGCAGCCUGGUUAAAAUGAAAUAAGUCUGAACUGAAUCUAGCAUUGGAUUGGAAAUAAAGAAGAGAAGUGUCUAUUUUGGUCUAUUUAAUUACAGAUUGUCGAGAUGUUGGGGUAAAACAAACAGCUAGAAAAUUGGCAUUUUUUCCACUCGUGGGAAGUACUUAAAUUUUGAUUUGGUUCACAUUUCUGAGAUGUCUGCAGAAAUGAUCAGUCACCUGUUUGAAACAUCUGCUGCCAGAUAUCCAGAUUUGGGUAGCUGAUUGACCCUAUAUUAGCAUUCCUGUUCGUAAUUUGCUCUGUGGACCUAAGUGGAUCAAGUAUUAAAAAAUCACUGGAGUGUAAACUGUACUGGAUUCAUAGCCCAAAAUUACCAGGAUUCAACAAACUGAAGUAGAUGUAUAACAAGUGAUUUUUAUUUGUACUGUGCUUUGAGAAUAACAGAUCCAGUAUAAUUCAUGAAUGUUUAAAAAAUUUAAUCUAUUUUCAUGUUUUAAAUAUAGCUCCACUCUAACCUGAUACAGUAUUCCUGCGUGCCACUUAAACUGCUGUCAGAAGCCAAAGGAGGGUCCGAUCAAGUAGUUACAGUAUAAGCAGCUUAAGGAAUAUGGAACAGACACGUUGUAAAAUUCAGUGUUCUCUUUUUCCUCAACCUUGCAUGAAUUAUAAUGCAGAUUAAGCUUUUGAAUCUGUUGUGGUUCUCUGUUUCCUUUGCUUUCUGCUCCCUAAAACCUAACUCACUUUACUACAUGUUGAAUGUCGAUCAAUAAGGGGUGAAACUUCAAUUUCCUGAAUGCAUACUUCAUAUUUGGAAUGAAAAAUCUUUCAGGAAAGACUGAAAAAGGGCACACCAGUUUUUCAUUGCAAUUUUUCUUCAAUGUCUGGGAGGGUAAUUGCAAACCGGAUGAGAGGCACUUUGACCAUGUUCAGAUGGUUAAAAGCAAGUGAAUUUUGCUUAAAGUUGUGAUAACCUUAUCAAUCAGCUUACAUUACUGUGCUUUGUGCACUAACUGCAAACAAUCUCUUAGAAACUGUAUAUUGUGUGUAACUCCCUUUUAGUGUAUCAUGAAAUAGUGUACCAGUGACCAAAUAGAAUGGUUAACUGUAGAUGGCCUUAUGGCAGUAGUAAACAUACAGACGUGAUACUUGAGUGAAAUAUCCUGAAAUAAAAUGAUGCCCACUUGUGGCAUCAAAGGGAGUUCUUCAUAAAUGAACUGUUUCAAAGAUUCCAAUAGCUAUUAUUUGUUAAUGUUUACAACUUGGUAAUAAGGGCUGACUAGGAGCUGUCAACUUUUAUAUAUAGCUGUUGCCCUUUAAUGUUUUAGAAUAUCUGACAAUUAGUAGCUGCUUUCUGUGUGUAUAUAAUGUUCACAUUUUUCCGGAAAUACAUGAGAAUCUUGUGUUCACUUGGUACGUAAUACUAAAGGGGUUCUUUUGUAUAACUUGGCAUUCAGUUCAAACAGUGUAAAUUUAAUAUUUACCAUUCUAUGACAACAGCUAUUUCUCUUUACAGAGUAAAUAUGGUCAAGUUUACUGCAAUAAAAACGUAUUGGGACAUCUGUUUGCAGCCCACAAAAUGUAAUCAUUUAACAGAUGAAUGAGAGAAAUGCAUGUGAUAGUUUUUAUAGUGCAGCUAUAAAAAUAUUCUUUAUCCUAAGCAUUUACUCGCCUUUUCUUAAAUGCAGUUUGAGUUAAUAUGGUGCUUGAAAGUAUUAAAUUGUACAAAAUAGGAAUUUAAAA